AUGCAUUCUCAGGUUCAGCAAAAUAAAGAUACAAUGUCGAUGGAAUUUCCCAAUAAGGUAGACAAAUUGGAGGGUGAAAACGGAGCAGAAGAUACAGGGAAUGGAGGAGGACAGACGGGGGCUAAUAAGAAGCAGAAGAGCAUACCUUUGGAGCUCACUGCUUACGGUACCACGCCGUCAGGAAAACCCCGGCUAUUUGUGUGUCAGAUAUGUACGCGGGCGUUUGCGAGGUUGGAGCACUUGAGACGACAUGAGAGAUCGCACACGAAGGAGAAGCCAUUCAGCUGUGGUGUGUGUCAGAGGAAGUUUUCCAGGAGAGACUUGUUGUUGAGACACGCGCAGAAGUUGCAUGCUGGAUGUGCCGAUGCGAUCACCAGGUUGCGGAGAAAGUCGAUCAAACGUUCGGGAUCGAUGGGUGAUGCUCUCGACAUGGACGACGAUAUGGUGUCGAUGACACCGGCGAAGGACACCAGGUCUCCAGGGAGCACGAACCCUUCGAGCGGCCACCCGUCACAAUCGCCGCUCUCCCAUCCGCCCUCGGGGUCGCAUAACGACUUUGAUCUUGUGCUGUUCAACCUCAACCUAUUCAACCACAAAGCGUCGCCCAUGUCGAAGUCUGCCAGCAGUUCGGGCGCAAAGGACGGCCCUACUGGCACGUCUUUGCACAAACAGAUGUUCGAUAGAAGAAAAAUAGACAAAACCAGAGGUGCGUCAUUCUCGGCUCAGUCUGGUGGAAACUACGCUAUGGGUUUGGCUGAGUUUAACGAUCUUUAUCCCGGCACCGACCAUGUGGAGUUUUCUACUCCCCAGUUGUAUCCAACUGGUACUCCAGACGACCACGCUUGGUUAAAUAACUUAUCGACUAUUCCUGGUAUGAACGACAAUAAUAACGGUAAUAAUAAUCAUAAUAAUAAUAAUAAUAACAGCACUAAUGGUACGCAUUCGAAUGGUGCUCACAAUGGCGCUAACAAUGGUGCCAAUUUAAACGGGGCCAAAGGUAACCCCAAACUACCAAGACACAGCUCCAUUACAUCGAUGUCUUUGGAUCAUAAUGAUGUACCAGCAAGCGUAUCACACCAAGGCUCUUUUUCAGGACAAUUGCCCGCGUUAAGGUCAGACAGUUUGGCAAGUACGUCGUCAUACAACACGUUCGAUUCUUUGAAUGGCUUACAGUAUAUGAUGCCUAGUGCGACUGUUUCAAAUAAUGAGAUAACACCUUCAACUUCGACCAAUACCAACAACCAUAUAAAUAACCCCCACAACGAGGAAUAUGGUUAUUCCUUUUACGAUAUACCUGAGUCUAUGAUGGCAAGUUCGGGAAACCACUUCAAAUUAGCUAACCAUCUAACACCAAUUAAGCAAGAAGAUGAUGAUGAAAUCACAAUGACAAGCAUGAAUCACGAAAAUAAUACCAACCAUACUAAUGCCAACGGUUUAAAACGCAACCCUAGCCUCACUGAAGAUAAUAUCAAUAAUAAUAAUAAUAAUAAUAAUAAUAAUCACAAUGCUAAUAACAAUAAUCCUCAAACAGGUAGCCAAAACUUUGAUUUAAAUUUCCUAAAUGAUAUAGGAGAAUUGACCAACGAAUUUGAUGUUAAUGCCAAAUUUAUGCCUAAUGGCUAUUCAUUUUAUGGCGAUAAUAAUUCGGUUUCCUCCAGUGGCAUGGAAACCAAUUCACCCCAAAUGAUCUCUCCGUCAGUUUCACAAAGUCAAUAUCAAUCGGAAACAUCAUUACCGCAACCGAAUCCACAUCUGAUUCAUCAACAAUCUUUAACUGACCAUAAUUAUUUAAACCAAUCCCACUUAAUGAAUAUUGAACAAGCUGGCAGCAAAAGAAGGAACUCUUUUAAGCCUGGUAAUUAUUCUAAAAACAAAUUAUUUACCAAUAAUGUCAGAUACAUGAUCAAUAAAUCUUUGAGUAAAUAUCCCAUUAAUGGUAUAAUGACACCAACCAUCCCUUCGAACGAAAAAUUGGAAUUCUAUACGAACAAUUUUGUUAAUAUUUUCUUGUCUCAUUUCCCAUUUAUACAUAUCUCAAAAUUGAAUGAGUAUGAGAUUAUGAGUAUGACUUCUAAUGAAGAAUUAUCAAAUGAAAGUGCUAGAGUUUGCUUGCCUCUAUUGACAGCCACUAUUGGUGCGUUGUUAGCAAAUAAUAAGAACGAUUCGGAGCAUUUAUAUGAAGCUUCUAGGAGAACCAUUCAUAUCUAUUUGGAAAGUAGGAAAAAUUCUGUUAAUGAGGCUGCAUCUAACUCUGCACUUAAUUCGACUCCGCAAUCUACAAAUCCAUUGUGGUUGAUUCAGUCAUUAACAUUAUCGGUAAUAUAUGGAUUAUUCUCCGAUAAUGAGAAUAAUGUCUACAUUGUAAUAAGGCAAUUGAAUGCAUUAAACUCGUUGGUUAAAACGUCGAUUAAGAGUAAUAGAACCGUAUUGUUCUCGAUCAAUGGUGAAGAUGAAGAUAUUUAUAAUAAAAUGAAUGAAAUCAAGUCAAAUGAUUUUUUGCAGAAUGAUUCUUUAUUUUCAACAACGUCGUUCAAUGUCAAUGAUGAAAUCAAAUUCAAGAAUAUCAUUAAUAUUCAAUCGCAAAUAAGAAUUGUUUUCAUGAUCUAUAGAUUGACCAAUUUCUUAUUAAUGAUGUAUAAUGUUCCUUUAACAUUGAGCAUCAAUGAUUUAGGGUUGUUGGAAGCACCUACUAGAAAGGAUGAGUUUUUAUGGAGUUUUAAAAAUUACCAAUCUUUCCAGGAAUACAACCAAAACAAUCAUACAAAUAAAACUUUGAAUGAUUACUUAAAUCCAAAUGGAAACAAAAUGGUGUUUAGCGACAUUUUGUACCAAAUUACUAAGACGGAUGUGCAUACGGGUUUGGAUGAUGUAUUAAGUGAUAAGCUAAAUAAUUUAAGUCAAUUUGGAUUUGUAUCGAUAGUCAAUGGUAUUUAUGAAAGUAAACAAUACCCAGAAUUGCAGAAUAUGGAUGUUUUCUCAGUGUUAGAUAAUUUGACCAGCUAUAUUGGAUCACCUAGUUUUAGCUUCCCAAUAGCAAAUGAUAAUAUCAAUGGUAAUCAAACCAUUGGUGACUCGUUUCACUACAAAUCUACCAAUGAUUUUGAGAAACAGAAGUUGGAUUAUGCUUUGCUUGUCAAUUUUGUUAAAAUUACUUCAUUGAUUGAUUUCAAGUACGUCAAGGAACAAAGUUGGUUAAGAAAUUUUGAUGAAUUAACGUCCAAUUUUAAUAGUUUCUUGAGUACUAUACAUGAAAUCAGUGAUUAUGAUUAUCUUAGAAUUGUUGAUUGUUGCAUCAUAAUAACGAAAUUGGUCUUAUUCAAAACCGAGAGCAAUAACUCUAAUAGCUCAGCAUUCGAUACUCAUAUGGAUUUGAAAUUUAUGCACGAUCCUGCUAGUAAUGGAAAUUUGAUUACUGAAUAUGAAAGCACAUCUACCGUUUUUGAGAAAUUAAUCGAUAUUAAGGUAUAUGAGGAUGAAUUCAAUAUUUCUAAAAAUUCGAUUCACUUACAAAUGUUAUUCCAUGUAUUUUCUAUUUUGUCGAUUUUUUCAAUCCACUUGAUAAGAAAAAAUAACGACAGUCAAACUGAUAACAGUUUGAGGUCUGAAUUAAAUCAAAGAUUUAAUGCUGUUUUGAUGAUCUUAGGUAAGAUUGAAAGCUUCUUAAAGAACAAAUAUCAAAAUCUUAAAUUAGAGAAUCAAUUCACCAACUUAUAUUUAUAUUCAAAUGGGAAUAAUGGUGAAUUAGGCUCAUUGAAUGGAAACAAUUUAUCGAAUGAGUACAAUUAUAGUUUAGAAAAGACAUUAUACAUAUUGAAAAUUGGUGAAUUAAUUUUGGGUUUUAUAUAUGAUACAAAUAUUAAAGUUUGUAUCUUUAAAAAGUUAAGUGGUAGUUUAUCACAAAUUAGAAAAUUUUUAAUUGACAAUGAAUCAAAGAUUCUUUCUUAA
Molecule: messenger RNA, 3945 nt
Organism: Debaryomyces tyrocola
Lineage: Eukaryota; Fungi; Ascomycota; Pichiomycetes; Serinales; Debaryomycetaceae
Source: the annotation of a GenBank genome assembly